This is a messenger RNA of Coccomyxa subellipsoidea C-169, 4206 nucleotides long. RefSeq lists its product as hypothetical. Lineage: Eukaryota; Viridiplantae; Chlorophyta; Trebouxiophyceae; Coccomyxaceae. The transcript is spliced from 26 exons. Bases 1 to 4206 code for a protein of 1401 amino acids. Gene Ontology annotation, molecular function: protein binding. The record is from RefSeq and is a predicted model, not a curated record.
AUGGCCGAUCAAGCUCUUCCAGAGAACGUUAGUACAGAAGACCUGGUCGAGCUGCUCAUUGAUGGAGCACGCUAUGACGACGCAGACGAUGUGCAGACAGCGCUUGAUGCACGAGCUGACGAUGUUGGUGCCAAGAAUGAGGAGGGAAACACACCACUCCACUAUGCAUGCCUCAAUGGCCACGUCGACAUCGUGAGGCUCCUUAUGCUCCAUGGCGCCAGUGCAUCUGAGCUAAAUCGACAUUCUCGGACGCCGGUGGAUGAGGCGCUUGGGCGGCCCUUCCAAGACAGCGUGGUGGAUGUGAUAAACUCCUUCUUCAAGCAGCCCCUUGUGGAGGUGGAGCAGAUGCAGGAGGAAGAUGCUGAGGACGAUGCAGAGGCCUCGGACCAAGAAAUGAACGCUGAGAGGCAGAGACCUCGGCCCAAGCUGGUGGCCCCGGCAAUCAGAAGCACGCAUGUCACCGUGACGGUGCUCAAGAAGGUAAUGCAGCAUGAGAUCGCUGAGUCCUUCUUCAAUGAGCCAGUGGACGCUGAAGGCCUGGGUAUCCCAGAGUAUCGAGAAAUCAUCAGAACGCCGAUGGAUCUGGGGAUGAUAGCGCGGCGGCUGGAAAAUGGCUUGUAUGUGAGCGCGGCAGCGGUGGCAGAGGAUGUGCGGCUGGUGUGGCGCAACUGCCGCACCUUCAACGAGCCCGGCAGCGAUGUGUCCAAGAGCUGCGACGAGCUCGCCGGGUUCUUUGACCAGCUGUGGAAGCAGGCCAAGCUCGAAAAGGCUGCGGGUCCCAACUCUCCUGGAGACAGCGAGGGCGCUGCUGCGCUGAGCCACCCAGCGGCCUGGAUGCCCUUGGAUGCACAGGCGGAGGCCUCGGGAAGGAGACCUGGGGGCGGGGCGAAUGGGCUAACGGGCAAGGGCAGGAAAAUGGUGGCCCUCAAUAUAGCUGGGGACAUGAAUUUACCAGGGCCGUCGGGGCUGCAAGGGGCGCGGUCAGGGAUGGGCGGGCCCCCCUCUUAUGGCCUGCCGCAGCUGGACGUCUCCGCCCUGCGUCAGGGCCACCCUCUGCAGCGCUGCCUCAAUGACGCCGGGUUCCUUCCGUACUACCAUCUGACAGGAGAGCAGCCUGUGGAUCUGACCACCAUCAGGGAACGUCUGAUACCGGGUACCACACAGGGGUGGGGCACGAUCCACUACAAGUCGACAACGGACGUGCUGCAGGAUGUGCGGCGGGUUUGGAACGGCUACAGAUCCUCCUAUGAACCCACCGAUCCUGUUGUGCCUGCAUGCGACAUUGUGGAGCGCGCAUUCAGCUACGCAUGGACGCAGGCGGGCCUCAGCCUGGACGUGCCCCCAUCUCAGGGACCCCCCGACCAGCGCACUCAGCAGCGCAGGAUGCAGAUACAGAUGCAGCAGCGGAGGGUGCAGCAGUACAGCUCGGAGGAAGACAGCCCGCGCGCUGCGGCCGCCGCCCGGAGAGCGGCCGCGCCGUCGCCGCCGCCGGUGAUCCGCCAGAGGAGUGACGGCAAACCCGAGCGCCAGGCAGCCAAGCGCUUCAAGUCGGCCGUGCAACUCCACGCGGAUUCCGCGAGCGAAGGCACGCCCGAGAUCAGCGAGAGCUCAGACAGUGAAGUGCAGAAGUGGAGACCUCAGUCCACCCCAGGCAGAUGCGAUGUAUGCAAGAGGGCCAAGAAGGGGCGAUGCGGAACAGAGACAGCACCCGCCAGGUGUGAGCGCAGACCGGAGAACAGCACAAAGGGCGGCGGGGGUCACAAGGGCGGCCAGGCAGGCGGCGCCAAACCCUCUCUCAAGAGGAAGAACAGCUGGGAGGUGGAUGACGUGCAGCAGAAGCAGAAGCAGCCGGCGCCGGAAGCAGUGGCGCGGGCGUCAGUGGCAGCCCAGCGCCUGGCGGCGGUCAUGGAGCAACAGCAGCAGCAGCAGCAACAACAACAACAGCAGAAGCCUCGCGGCUCAAGCAGACUGGAGUACAUCCAGGACGAGCAGGAGAGGCGGGUUCUGCUGGAGUGGGCGCAGCUGCUGCGUGCACGCCAAGAAGCUGCCCAAGCCAUCGAGCUUGCAAACAAGGCGGUGGCGCAGGUGGCGGCUGCGGAGGCGGCGCUGCGGAGCGCGGUUGCGUACGAGGACGCGGUGGCGGCCAACGAGGCGGCCAAGCCGCGCACCGAGCCGUGGCCGCCCGACGCGCGCCUCGCACCCCCCGGCUACUCCUCCCCCAACCCCCUUGUGCAGCACUCGCGGCCCCAGGUUCUGCCUCCGGACAUUGCAUCAGCAGGCAACUUCUGGUUCGGCCAAAUGCCGGGCGCCGACCAGUCCCUCGACCGCAACAGACCCACCAACCCAGCAGGCUCAUCGGCGAUGGCGUCAGCAGCGAUCGGGCUGCAGCAGCGGCUGGCGCAGUUCCAGCAGCAGCAGCAGCAGCAGAUGGCGCGGCAGCAGCAGCACAAGCAGCAGGCCGGCCAGCAGCCGCACCCCCCGCUGCCCUCUGUCACCCUGCCGCAACCCGGCACGCAGCCCUUCCCGCCCUACAUGUACCGGCCGCAGCAGGAGGCUCAGCCGUCAACUCCCAGCACAUCGCAGCCACCGCCCUCCCAGGGGAUGAGCGCGGCGGGGCCCCCCUACAGCAGCGGGCAGCCCGGGCAGCCGGGGCUGCCCGGCGUGGGCAGCCCACGCGUGCCCAAGGCCGGGCAGGUCUCCUGGGGCGAUGCGCAGGCGGGCGCGCAGGGCCUGCCUGGCGGCAAUCCGGUGUCUGCGGGAGCACUGCAGCAGGCGUUCAGCGGAUUUGAGGGCAGCAUGCGCCUGCCAAGCAGCGGGCCGGCGGCAGCGCUGCCCCCUCCUGGGCAGGCUCUGCCAGGGUCAGCCGCCAACACAAGCAUGAUGGACAUCGGCAAGGGCCUGCACCAGACAGCCGCACCCAGCAUAGUUUGCAGCAGCAGCCUGGACCCCUGGAAAACUUUGGGCGUGUCGUACGAUGCGGACGAGAAGCAGAUCAAGAAGGCUUACAGGAAGCUGGCCCUCGACAACCACCCCGACCUGCGAGGCUCCGAGGCAGCAGCGCGGUUUGUGAAGAUCCAAGAGGCGUAUGAGGUGGUGACAGGGAAGCGCAGGGGCACCACUUCCGAAACUGCCCCGCGCUCCUCCACCGCUGCUGGCACCUGGGACUUCCACGACUGGUACUGGAAGUUCACGGCGGGCAAGAGGUGGGAUCAGCAACGCAAGAAGGCACCACACUCGCCAACGGCCGAGGCGGCGCGGCCGCGGCCGUUGGGCGCGCCCGAAGAAGCCCUCCGCGCACAGUUGGCCGGCCUCCGCCGCAAGGCCGCCUUCCGCUCACGCAGCAGCCCCCCAACCCCCACCCACCAGCAAGGGUCGGCUGCCGCUACAGGGAAGCAGCAGGCGACUUCUUGCGAGGGCUUUGCAGCCGAAAAACACCAAGCUGCUGCCGAGCCGGCUUCAGCAGGCUUCAAGAGCAGCACCAAGGAGGCUGAUGGGGUCCAUGUUGGCCACGAUACUUUCGCUGAGUCGCAGCUCGCAGGUCUCAAAAGGCGUGCCAGAAACCGCCAAUAUCAGCAACAGGCGGCUCCUCCCCCAAGCCACAGCACAGCAUCCGAGACGCUCCACAACACAAUGAACGCAGCCGCAGAGAUGCAGAAGCCGCAAACCAGCGCGCACGCCGAAGAUCAGGACCUGGAGAGCAUGGCUGCAGCUGGCACAAUGUAUGAGAUGAAGGCAACUGCACCUGCGUUGGCAAUGGAGGAUGCGGCGGCUGCUGACGGGGAGCCAGCGUGGCGCGAGCAGCUGAGGUGCGCGCGCGACUUCAUGGCAGAGGUGCAGCUGCGCACGACGUCCAGCAACAUCGUGGCCGCCACAUUCACCGGCCUGCGCGCCCGUUUGGCGCCCACCAUCGCUGAGCUGGCGCACCGCACCGCCGCCGUCGCCAGCGCCGGUCCCAUCAACACUUCAGGAGCCGAAGGAACGCCCCUUGCUACCGGGGAACGCGCGCAUGCAUUCGGCCGGAGCGCAUUGGAGGCCGGUGCCGCCUCCGGGGAGGAGGCUCGCAGAGUCCUCGGCGCGAGCGGUGCCGGGUUUGCGGGGGAGAAGGAGAGCUGUGGGCAGCAGGGGCCUGCCCAGCUUGGGCAGCAGCUGGCUUCGCAGCUGGCAGGCCUGAAGCGGCGCGCAGCCAUCCGGCAGUACCCAGCUUGA